AGGAUAAUUAGGACUCUUCUUCUCUAAAAACCCACUCUGCAAGAAACCAAUCUCUCUCUACUCUCUCGCUUUUUUAAACCCUUACCGCUUUCUCUCUCUGAAAAAACCCUUUUAUCCAAAAACUUUUGGGAGCUUACUCAGAAAAAGUUUGCUCUUUUACUGCAUUCGGACAAUGGCCAUUGAAGAACACGAGAACCCAAAUCGAGAAAUCACUCCUAAGAACAGAACAAUCAUGGGAGGUGGUGGAGAGGAGGAGAAGUGGUGGCCUUCAUGGUUGAAACCUUUACUCAAAGAACACUUCUUUGUUCAAUGCAACUUCCAUGGACACUCACCGAAAAGCGAAUGCAAGAUGUAUUGUUUGGACUGCACUAACGGCUCGCUCUGCUCUCUCUGUCUUGCCCAUCACAAGGAUCAUCGUACCAUUCAGAUAAGGAGAUCAUCUUAUCAUGAUGUGAUAAGGGUAAGUGAGAUUCAGAAGCAUUUAGAUAUCUUCAGCGUUCAGACGUAUGUGAUCAACAGUGCAAAGGUUGUGUUUUUGAAUGAAAGGCCUCAGCCUCAGCCUAGACCUGCUAAAGGAGUUUCUAACGCCUGCACCGUCUGCUAUCGUGGCCUUGUCGAUGAUUGCUUCCGCUUCUGCUCUCUUGGCUGCAAGGUAGCAGGAACUUCUAGAAGCUUUGAGAAGAGAGUGAAGAAUAUAGCAACGGAAUCAGAGAAUUCAAGCAACAGCUCAGGAGUAGAGGAUCUCAUCCCAAAUCCACAGAGUUUGACCCCAUCAACGCCUCAACUUCCUACUUCCACUUCUUUGCGAAAAAGACGAAGAAAGGGAAUCCCUUACCAAUCUCCCUUGCAAUGAGGUUUGGUCGCAAAGAAGGGGUUUAAAGCUCAAUACAAGACAUAACAUAAAAAGGUUACCAAAGUAGGGCCUUAGUUUUUGUGUGCUAUGAAGUAGUCAAAUAACUAGUAAAAGUGUAUAUAUAUAUGAUCAUCUUCUUGUAUAUUCUUAAAGGUGAUGCCAUUGAGGAUAGAUAGGAGUGAUACUAUGGGGUUUUUAGGGAGUUGAAGUGGGAAUAAGACAAGAUCAUGAGGGCUUUUUAAGUAAUUGGUUUUUGACAAAAGUUCUUGUGUGUAAAUUUGGUUUUGAUGGAGAUUAUAUAACAAAAUAACAUAUAAUUUAUAUAUUUCGUCUUUGAAAUGCUUAUUAGACAAA
This is a messenger RNA of Raphanus sativus (radish), 1207 nucleotides long. Its product is annotated as protein RGF1 INDUCIBLE TRANSCRIPTION FACTOR 1. Lineage: Eukaryota; Viridiplantae; Streptophyta; Magnoliopsida; Brassicales; Brassicaceae. Bases 173 to 853 code for a protein of 226 amino acids. The transcript is spliced from 4 exons. The record is from RefSeq and is a predicted model, not a curated record.